AUGGGUGACGUAGACCUUCCACUCGGAGAGCAAUGGCAUUCCCAGCCUCGCCGGCUUCGGAUCAUCUGUGUGGGAGCUGGGGCUGCCGGCUUACUUUUGGCUUAUAAGAUGCAGAAGCAAAUGCGGGACUUUGACCUGACCAUUUAUGAGAAGAACCCGGAAGUUGGAGGCACAUGGUACGAAAAUCGGUAUCCUGGAUGUGCCUGUGACGUGCCAGCACAUGUUUACACUUACUCCUUCGAACCAAAUCCCGACUGGUCUCAGUUCUACGCAUCGGGUCCAGAAAUUCAACAAUACUUUGUUAGGUUUGCUGAAAAGUACCAUCUCCUUCCGUAUAUUCGCUUCGGCACAAAGGUCCAACGGGCUGAAUGGAUCGAAGAGCGAGGUUGCUAUCAGAUCGAACUGGAAACGAAUGGCAAACGCUUCGAGGAUUGGUGCCAUGUUUUGAUCAACGCCACUGGAAACCUGAACAAAUGGAAAUGGCCUGAGAUUAAAGGGCUGCACAGUUUCCAAGGCACCCUUCUACAUAGUGCUGACUGGGAUACGUCGGUCUCGUACAAGGACAAGACCGUGGCAGUAAUAGGGACGGGAUCAUCAGCAAUUCAGAUUGUGCCACAGAUCCAACCGAAAGCAAAACGUCUGCUUACGUUCAUGAGAUCGGCCACAUGGAUCAGUCCUCCUAUCGCGGCAGACAUGGUCGUACAGGCCAAUGCUAACGAGAAAGCCGUGGCCGAUGCAGGGGCUACCGACCAGCCGAUAACGUUGAACCACAGCUACACCGACUCGGAAAAGGAACGUUUCAAAAAACAUCCUGAAGAGUUCUUGGCUUAUCGCAAAGGGCUGGAAGCGCAAUUUACGUCCCAGUUCGACCUCUACUUGACCGGUUCCAAAGCGUCCCAAGAGGCCCAGCGGAUAAUGCAGGAGCAAAUGAUACAGAGAAUCGGACCUGGCCACGAAGAGUUGAAGAAAAGGCUCAUCCCUUCCUGGGCACCGGGAUGCCGGCGUCUAAGCCCUGGGGCUGGCUACCUCGAAGCCCUUGUCCGAAGCAAUGUCACCAUCGUUUAUGACGAGAUUUCCAAAAUCGUCACCAAUGGCCUGGUGGACCAGAACGGAAAAUUACAUGAAGUGGACCUGAUUGUGUGCGCCACCGGCUUUGAUGUCUCCUUCAAACCCUCAUUCAAGGUCUUCGGGGUUGACGGCGCCGAUAUGCACCAGGAAUUCGAUCCGGAACCGGUCGUCUACCUGGCAAUGGCAGUGCCGAAAUUCCCCAACUAUUUCACCAUCAACGGGGUUCGUGGCAACUGGGCCACGGGAACCGCGUUGAAUGCACAAGAAGUAUGCAUCGACUACAUCCUCCAGUGUCUGCGUCGAAUCCAGACUGAAGACAUUCGGGCCUUGGAGGUUCGAAGGGAGCCUGUUCUCGAGCUGUACGAGCGUACCGACAGAUGGCAUCAACGAUCUGUUUGGAACCAGGACUGCAAAAGUUGGUACAAAAACAACAUUCCCGGUGGCAAACUGUGGAUCUGGGGUGGAUCCUCACUACAUUAUCUCAAAACGCUCGAGAUUGUUCGAUGGGAGCACUACAUGUUCCGUUAUAACCAAGUCAACAUUUGGGGAUUUUUGGGCAACGGAAAAGUCAAGGCGGAGGUGGAAAGGGAUCUUGCAGGAUUGACACCAUACAUUCGAAAUCGCGAUGAGCCUUGGAGCAUUGAAUAG
Messenger RNA from Exophiala spinifera, 1716 nucleotides. RefSeq lists its product as uncharacterized. The record is from RefSeq and is a predicted model, not a curated record. Bases 1 to 1716 code for a protein of 571 amino acids. Lineage: Eukaryota; Fungi; Ascomycota; Eurotiomycetes; Chaetothyriales; Herpotrichiellaceae. The transcript has 6 exons. Gene Ontology annotation, molecular function: N,N-dimethylaniline monooxygenase activity; NADP binding; flavin adenine dinucleotide binding.